This is a messenger RNA of Halichondria panicea, 1323 nucleotides long. Its product is annotated as aflatoxin B1 aldehyde reductase member 3-like. The record is from RefSeq and is a predicted model, not a curated record. The coding region runs from base 79 to 1086 and encodes 335 amino acids. The transcript has 11 exons. Gene Ontology annotation, molecular function: oxidoreductase activity. NCBI's taxonomy places the organism in Eukaryota, Metazoa, Porifera, Demospongiae, Suberitida, Halichondriidae.
UGUGAACCGAAGGUGGCCACACCCAUUUCACAUUACCUCUGAUCGCUAGCACUGCACUAUACCAUAUCCAUAUCUAUCAUGUCUCUCUCGUCUCGAUUGAAGGUGAUUUUGGGGACUGGAGACUUCAGAAGAAGAGGUUUUCUUGAAGAGAAGGAGUGCUUCAAUGCGUUGAACCUCUUCUUAUCUCGAGGCGGCCGAAAUGUCGACACUGCUCUUGUGUAUGCACAUCCUGAGGGGUCGUCUGAUGAGACCAUUGGCAAGUACACGGCAACUAGCCCCAACGGAUCUCAACUGUCUGUCGGCACUAAGAUCAAUCAAUUUGGGGAAUACACUUUUAAGAAGGAGUGUGUCUACGAACAAGCUAACAAAUGUCUGACCAAUCUGCAAACAUCUUGUGUGGACAUUCUCUACCUCCACUCCCCUGAUCAUGCCACGCCCAUCGAGGAGACGCUGGAGGCAAUGCAACAGCUGUACACAGAGGGCAAGUUCAAGGAGCUAGGUGUGUGCAACUAUGCCUCGUGGGAGGUAGCCAAUAUCUGCCAGAUCUGUAAGAGCAGAGGAUGGGUCUCACCAACCGUCUAUCAGGGAAUGUACAACGCAAUAACAAGAAAUGUUGAGAAGGAGCUGCUGCCUGCUUUGAGGUACUUUGGACUUAGGUUCUACGUCUAUAACCCUACUGCCUGUGGCAUGUUGACAGGAAAGUACCGCUACUCUGACUUUGAGAACACGAGGGGAGAGCUUAAAGAGGGGCGAUUCUUCAUCGACCCACAGUUCUCUUCUUUGUACCGAGACAGAUAUUGGCGUGAGAGUGUGUUUAAGGGGGUGGAGCUAGUGAGGGGUGCUCUGGAUGAGAGUUACGGAGUGGGCAAAGUCAGUCUAGUCAGUGCUGCCUACAGGUGGCUCAACCAUCACUCGCAACUCAGCCCAGAACAUGGAGAUGGGAUAAUACUGGGGGCAAGUUGCAUUGAGCAAGUCACUAGCAACCUGAGCAGCUGUGAGGAAGGGCCUUUGGAUGAUCGUGUGGUGAAAGCAUUUGACGAAGCUUGGGAAAUGGACCAAAGAUUCUCCGUUAACUACUUUAGAUAGUGACCCCAUGCAAGUUUGAAUCCUGUACAGUAUAAACCGACCACUAUUAAUUAAUUGUCACAGUACACAUUGCCAAUUUUGUGUGGUAUCAAUUUGAUUUAAGAUCACCUUUGUUUAGACAUGUUCUCACCUCAGUUUGGUCUGAUCAUGUUUCAAAGCCAUUCUGUUUGUGUGUCAGGUUUCUUUACUCUUUCUUGUCUGACAAUAUUGGAUCUUUAGAAAGUUUCUAAUAAACAA